AUGCGUACCUUGUUUAUCGUUCUUGUCUUCUUGGCCAUCACCGGCGCAUUCAAAAUCAGAAUCCACAGCGAAGCUCAAGCUGCUGCUGAGAAGAUCGCCAAAAAAGUCGAAGACGCAAUCGCUACCAAAAAUUCUGCAUUAGUCGCCAAACAAUUCCACCACGACUUCGUUUAUCGCGGAUGCCGCAAUAUACGCAAAUCUCGAGCUCAAGUUCUCAAAGACUUGAGCAAACUUCCAGAAAAUUUCGAAUAUUCGGUGAGAGUCAUUGAUGCUAAAAGAAUUGGAAGCAAGACAUUGAAAUACUCAUUGGAAUGGUCAUUCGGAAAUCACAUAUCGACAUAUGAAUUCGUUGCCAGAAAACAUCAUGGAGAAUAUGUUUUGGAAAGAGCAACAAGAACCGACUGCCAUCUUUACCUUUAA
Molecule: messenger RNA, 420 nt
Organism: Caenorhabditis angaria
Lineage: Eukaryota; Metazoa; Nematoda; Chromadorea; Rhabditida; Rhabditidae
Source: the annotation of a GenBank genome assembly